Molecule: messenger RNA, 211 nt
Organism: Geodia barretti
Lineage: Eukaryota; Metazoa; Porifera; Demospongiae; Tetractinellida; Geodiidae
Source: the annotation of a GenBank genome assembly
UCCCCCUCACUCCACCAGUCGUCCACUCCCUUCACUGUCUCCAGGACAUUGUUUUUCCUCUUGCUCAAUGGACGAGGAGACCACGUCAUCAGCUCGCCUUCCAGACGACCAGCCAUAUAGCACUAGGCUCAGUCCACCACUAGACUACCGCAACACACAGGCUUCGUCUCUAUCCGCCAACGUCCCUGAGCUGGACCGUCGCGACAGUCGA